AUUGCUUCCGACUCUGUCAUUUAUACCGACUAACUGCUCUCUCCCGCAAGCAAUUAGCCUCGCCUUUAUUAGUUGGCGGCAGCAACCCAUCUGGCAAAAUGGGAAAGAUGAAGAAGACGCGGAAAUUUGCUGAAGUCAAGCGAAUGCUCAAUCCUAAAGACGUCGCGCCUCCGGCCAAGCGACAGAAGACCGAGAAGAAGGAGGACGAAGUGCGCCACGUCGAGAAGGUUUCCUCCGCGCUGUUCUUCCGCUAUAACACCCAGCUGGGCCCACCGUACCAGGUCCUGGUGGACACAAACUUCAUCAAUUUCUCCAUCAAAAACAAGAUCGACCUGGUUCGCGGCAUGGUGGACUGCCUGUAUGCGGAGUGCCGGCCCUGCAUCACCGACUGCGUGAUGGCGGAGCUGGAGAAGCUGGGGCAGAAGUACCGCGUGGCGCUCAAAGUGGCCAAGGACCCGCGCGUGGAGCGGCUGCCGUGCAGCCACAAGGGCACUUACGCGGAUGACUGCAUCUGCCAGCGCGUGCAGCAGCACCGCUGCUACAUCGUGGCCACAUGCGACAGGGACCUGCGCCGCCGCAUCCGCAAGAUCCCCGGUGUCCCCAUCAUGUACUUAUAUCGCAUACUGCCUAUGGGUUGCCGUUGCAGCGACUGAACGGCAUUGAGACUGGGGGUGGGCUGAGCGCAACUGGAGUCUCUCUAGUAAACUGUUGUAGAUUACGCUUAAAUUGUGGGGGUGUUUGGGUAUGUCGAGCGAUGGCGUUACGAGUUUUUCGGCAAGCGCUGAAAGGAGCAAGGCGGUUGGUUACAGUUAUGACAUUUGAGGUAGGGAGAAGGAAUGCGAAAGGCCAAUGCUGGAGUCUGCGUCCGUUGUGCGCGUCAUUAAGCAUGAUUUGCCUCGCAAUGUUGGAGAACGAAUGAUGGUGUUGGGCGGCGACGCAAGACAGAUCGGAGCGCGGGAAACCCGAUGAAGGGCCCAUGCGCCGUUUCUUAUGAAGAGACAAUACUUUGUUAGUUACUUUCUAAUGGUAUAUCUACCUCGUAUAAGUUUGCUUUUAGUGAUGCGUGCUGGCGCGCUUACUGUACAGGCUAGCUUAAGCCUUUCAGGCAACACCUCACGGAAGAGCUUGUGAUCGCGCUCUACCAUUAUCAUCUGUAAGGAAAGGAGAGAGAGGAUAUGCUUACGAAGUAAAGGCUUUGUUUCAUUUGCAUAUGGCGUCCGUUGGAAGCCGCGGGGAGCUUUUCCGUUCCAGUGGGCCGCUAGUCAGCCAGCCACCAGUGGGAAAUCGAAGGGAGUACGGCUCUCAGGGUGGCGUCCGCCCAGCGCAAGCAGCUGAUGCACCGGAGGAUUCCGGCUGGCAAGUCGUGGACGCGCGAAAUGGCCGUUCGGGACGCUCUUGGGCAAAGCUGUUUAAGCAGCUUAACAAGUGCGGGCACUGGUGGAGUAUCUGGAGGACUCGGCAGCGGACUUUGCGGAGCUGCACCUGCAGCUGGAGUCGGUGGUGUCGCCCCGGGGGCAGAAGGUGGCGUGGGAGGUUCGCACCUCCCGCCGCGCCAGCAACCGCAGCCCUCGCCCCGGUGCCCUCGGGCCCUUCAGCUCCGGCGCCCCGGGCAGUGCUGCUGCCGCCACCACCGCCGCCGGCCGCGCCAACACAGCACCUCCUCCCGGCGUGGAUGUUGCCGGCGGCGGCGGGGCAGCAGCAGGACCCCCCCACCCGGCCGCCGUGGGGCUCCCAGGCAGCCAGGGCGCCGCAGCGGCGGUGGCAGCCCCCGCCACCUCCGCCUCCGCCUCGGCCCCUGCCUGUGUGAGCGGCGCGGUGGGCACACCGUUUGCACAUGCGGCUGGGUCGCGGCAUGGGAGGCAGGGCGGGGCGGGGGUGGCGCCUGGACACAGGGCCGGCAGCGGAGGCGGUGAGGAGGAUCCCGCUGGGACUGGGGCUGCUGCUGCCGGGGCUGCUGCUGCUGCUGCUGGGGGCGGCGGAGGUGGAGGAGGUGGAGGCAGUGGCGGGGCGCACAACUCCUGGACCGGGCGGAAACUCAACUGGAGCGAGCUCUUCACCCACAACCACCACCAACAGCAACAGCAGCCCGCCACGCACCCCCACCCUCCCAUGCAUCCUCAUCCUCAGCAUCAGCAGCACCCCCCGCUGCCCCCGCGAGGCGCAGGGCCGAGUGGCGGCAGCGGCCCCCCCUCCGCAGCCCCCUCCGCAGCCCCCUCCGCAGCCCCCCCUGCGGGUGCCUUCCGUCUGGGCGCGCUGCCGCCCCCUCCCCGGCUGGACACCACGGGCGGGGGUGCGGGCGGGGGCGGCGAGGGCUGCAGCAGCCCCACUGCGGGCGGGGGAGGGGGCGGAGGGGGCGACUCGCUUCACCACAAGAUGCUGUCCUCGCCAGGUCGCAAGCUGACCCCCGCGGAGGUGCUGCGCGCCAGCGAGGAGCGGCAGGCCCGCGCGGAGAAGGCGCGGCAGGCCAUGGCGGAGGAGAAGCAGGCCAGGCUGGCGCAGGCGGCGCAGAGCAGGCAGACCGCCAAGACAAUCAUGGAGGAGCGUGCGGGUGCCAUCGCGGCCCGCGUGGAGGUCAAGAUCGCUCGCAGUGCGGAGCUGCGGCAGGCGCACCUGGCGGGGCGGGUGCAGAAGGCGGUGGAGGAGACGAAAAAGGUAGCCGAGGUGGCGUUCAUCAACCAGAUGUUGGAGCAGGACAAGAAGCUGGCGCUGCAGGAGAAGCUGGAGGAAGGCGAGGUGCGGCGGCGUCAGGCGCUGGAGGCGCUGCAGCAGCGGGGCAAGGGCGCGGCGGCGGCGGUGGAGGAGGCGCAGGAGCGGCGGAAGAUGCUGGAGGCUGAGCGGCGGGAGCAGUGGGCGGACCGGCAGCGGCGCAAGCUGGCAGCCCAGGCCAAGCUGGAGGAGGAGCGCAGGGCUGCUGCCGCCGCACGCGAGGCCGCCAGUCGUGCCGCCCGCGCCGCCGCCGCGCAGGCCGCCGAGGCGCGUCAGCGGCAGCGCGACGUGCUGUCUGGUCGCAUCGAGGAGCGGCUGCGGGAGGCGGCGGCCAGGAGGGCGCAGCACCUGGAGCUGAUCAAGGAGAGGGCGGCGCUGGGGAAGGACUUGUACGACCGCCGCACUGCCGACGGCCAGACCGGCUCACCCCGCUCCCCGCAAUCUCGAUUCACGCGCCCGCAGUCGUCUGAAGCAGCCACAGCCGCUGCUGCCGCCGCUGGCAGCAGUGCAAGCUUCUCCUCCGCACCACCGCCACUGCCGCUGUCCCGACCAGUAACCCCUCCGGGAGGGCCCCGCAGCACCGCCGCUGCCGCCCUGACCCUCGAUCCCUCCUCCUCCGCCUCCUUCUCCUCCGCAUGCUGCACUGCCGCUACCUUCACCUCCGCCACCAUCACCGCCACCACCAUUGCAGUGACCAACAACAUGGGCGGCAGCGGCAGCGGCGGCAGCAGCCACGGCGGUGCAGGUGGCGGCGGCGGCAGCGGCGGCGGCAGCCCGCUGCGCUCCUCCGACCGCUCCAUCACGCUGUCCUCCGACCCCAAGCGGCGUGUGAAGGGCAUGCGGCGGAGGGCGUGCAAGACGCUGGCGAGGCUGGAGGCGGCCAGGCCUGAGUACACUGAGCCCGCCCCCCUGGCCGCCCUGCUGGACAGUGCUGAGGGGCGGGAGCAGGUAGCGGCGUGGGCGCAGCUGGUGGAGGGGGCGCGCAGGGAGACAGCGGCGGCAGCAGCGGCUGCAGCAGCGGCAGCAGUGGCGUCUGGAGGGAGGAGGAGGGGCGCUACCAGUGCUGGCGGCAGCGGUGGCAGGGGGGAUGCCUCGGGUGCAGGUGCUGCCUUGGCGGCUGCGGGCGGUGGUCCUUCUUCUUCCAGUUCCAGUGCUGCGGCGGCGGCGGCGGCUGCUGCCGCAGCAGCUGCCUCCGUGAAGCACCUGCUACAGCGAGUGCAUACGGACCUAGGGGGGCGGAACAAGGGUAUAGCGCUGCACGCCGCGCGCCCCUCGGGUCUGCUGGCGGCACUGGCGGAGCUGCUGACGGCCCCGGCAGCGGCGGCAACCGCCCACCCGCCACAGACGUGUGUGCAGCUCAUGGAGUUGCUGGCCCUGCUGGUCACAUCCUCGCCGCACAACGCGCGCUGGCUGCUGGCGUGUGGGGGCAGCGGGCGGCUGGCGGGGCUGGUGCGGGCGUGCAUGCGGGCGCUGGAUAGGUACAACGGGCUGGCGGCGGACGAGGUGUGGGAGGAGCCGCCCGAGGCGCGAUACCUUGCGGCGCUGCUGCAGACGCUGGCCUGCCUGUGCCGCACCCCCUGCUGCGAGCAGCCGUCCCUGGGGUCGCAGCAGGAGGAGCUGGUGGCGUAUGUGGUGGCGUGCGGCCUGGUGCACAGGUCCACGGAGCUGUUCAGCCUGUUCGACCAGCCGGCCGCCAACGACACGGCGCCCAUACCGGGCUACGUGCUGCAGUGCCUGGCGCUGCUGGAGGCGAUCACGGGCGGUCCCGGUCGCCGCUCCCCCUCCGCCCGCCUGUGCUGUGGCAAGCGCUGGACACCGCCCGCCGCCAACGGAGCCGCCAUCGCACUGGCGUUCCAGGAGACCAGCAUGGCCGGCCUGCCCUCGCUGCUGACUGCCGUGCUGCUCCGCGCCGCCCCCAGCUGCACACCCGCGGAGGCGCGACCCGAGCGCCUGCCGCCCAACUUCGUUGAGGCGGCCGCGUGCGUGAUGCGGGUGCUCAACAACUGUGCAAGACUGGACCUUCUGGCCGCUCAAAGCACCCUUGGCGCCCCCGACCUGCGCGUCGUGUUCUUCCACCUGGUCGGCUUCCUCAUCUCAUACGCCACCAACCAGUGGCCCAGCGGACGCGGACCGGCCGGCGCACAACCCGCCAUCCGAGCAGCACUGGCCGCUGCUGCCGCCGGCCCCGCCGCUGCUGCUGCUGGUGGUGCUGCCGCUGCUGUCCCACCCAGCGGCCUCCGCAGCAGCAGCUGCCUGUCCCCUCCGCCACCCUCCGCUCCCCAACCCCACCCUUCUCCUCACCCCUCUCCCCACCCACCUCCGCCUCCGCCUCCUCCCCCCGCGCACACCGGUUUGGUGCAGCUGCUUAACGAGGUGCUGCUGCUGGUGGGGUACUUCGGUCUGCUGGCGCCCGCCAACCAGGACGUGCUGCUGUGGGGCAAGAGCCCCACGCUGCUCCAGCGGCUGGCGGAGCUGCCGUUCGGGUACUUCGUGGAGCAGCAGCUGCUGCAGGUUCUGAUGCCCACGCUGCUGGCGGUGUGUCACGGCAGCGAGCGAGCGCUGGCCGCCCUGACACAGCACCUGGACCCGCUGCUGGUGCGCAGCUACGUGCAGGCUAUGAUGCGCCAGUACCCACUGCCGCAGCCGCACGGGGGGGUUGGGGGUGCUGGUGCUGGUGCCGCUUCCUCCGCACCUCAUACGGCGGGGGCGGCGGCAAGGCACAUGCAGCAGCAGCGGCCACAGGAGGAGGAGCAGUCGCAGGGCGAUCCGGCAGCCGCCGCCGCUGCAGCAGGCAUGGGCACGGCUGGCGAGGGCACCCCAGCUAUCACCUCCUCUGCUGCUGUUGCUCUUGCUACCGGCGACGGCGACGAAGAGGGGCUGUUGUCGCCGCGGCGCAAGCUGCUAGCCGACCUUCCGACAGCUGCCGACGGCGGCGGCGGCGCAAGCGUUGUUGGCGGCGGCGCCGCUGGUGCCGCCCCCGCCACUCCUGCUGGCUCCACCUCCGCCACCACCACCACCACCCUUCCCAUCAUUGACGGGUUCGAGGACCCGCUGUCGCUGCCCCCACCCACUGCCGAGCGCUACAGCCUGCCGCAGCGCUUUCCUCCUGAGCUGCUGCCGCAGGUGCUGGCGUUCCUGGAGCGGCAGGGGGCGGGGGGCGGCAGCAGCGGAGGCGGCAGCGGCGGGGGCAGGAGCAGCGGUGGCGGGGGCGAUCCGCUGGCGGAGGCUGUGGCGGCGGCGGAGGCGGCGGGGCGGCGGAGGCCGUCAGCGGCGCUGCAGCUCUCCCAGACGCCGCUGGCGGUGCUGGGCGCCGCUGCUGCUGCUGCUGUUGGUGGCGGCGGCGUUCAGAGCUGUACUGCAACUGCGGGCUGUAACACCAACAGCAGCGGCGGCGGCGGCGGCGGUGCAGGCGAAGUACGGGGCCGCGUUGAUGUUUCUUGUACGACAAGGUUGUUACCUGGAAACACAUCGGCGGUUAGCGCUUGGGAGUCGUCCGCCUCAGCCUCAGCCUCGUCACAUGCUGAUGAUCGUGCGGCGGCUAGCGGUAGCGGUAGCGGCGUGGCUGGGAGGUCGGCGUCGGCGUCAGCGGCUGGGAACGGCGGUGACGCUGGGGACGGAAGUAUGGAGACUGGCAGCAGCAGCGACGGCAGUGGCAGCGGGGAGAGUGGUGGAGGAGCUGGCGGCGGCGGCGGCGGCAGCAGGAGCGAGGGAUACGUCCGGCACUUCCGCCGCUACCUGGAUGCAGCGGACGUGCCGGUGCCGUUUGCCGCUGGCGGCAGCAUGGGCGUACGACGGCAACGAAUACACGAUGUUACCACCGCCGCUGCGGCUGCGGCGGUGGUGGCUACUGCGGCGGAUAAGGACGCGGUUGUUAGCGGCGGAGGCGGCGGUGUUGGUGCAGACGGCGGUGGUGGCAACAACUGCGCCCGCUCAUACGUAUCCGAGUUGAGCUUUGGCGGCUAUCUGACGCCUUCACGAACGGACGGCGAGGGACCCAUAUCACCUUGCGAGGAUGAGCGGGCUCUUUUGGACGAGUUGGAUCUAGAGCAGUACGAGCAGCAGCGGUUGGACGAGCAGCGACAGCUGGACGAGCAAGGCGUGCUGCUGUUGGACGAGCCGCAGCAACCGUAUUCCAGGCGGGGAGCGUUCGGAGGCCGGCAAGGAGGUCUGCAGCCAGCCGAGGCUGCCGCUGCGCAUGGUGAGAGAUGUGGGGCAGGGCGAGCAUCUAACGGCUUGGAAGAAAGUGAAAAUGAAGACGGUCCGCCGGAUCUGGGAGCGGGAUUACUGGACGCAGCUAUGCAAGCAGGAGCGUGCGGAAGAAGAACGGAUCAGACCAACCUUAACGGUGCGUCAACUUCGACGGGUGUUGUGAUGGAGGCUUGGUGGCGGCAAAUGGGAUACAGUUUCGCGGAUGAGGAUGACAGCAGCGAUUCUGACUCGGUGCUCGAUGCUUGAUGAGCAAGAUAGGCAGCGGGCGUUGUAAUCCUUCAUCCAGUCGUGGCGCGUUUUGCGUACGAUCUUAACCUUCUCAACUACUGAGGAGGACGGGCGACGUUUCUUCCUUCGUUUCUCCUUUAACCAAACAUAUAAACUUGGUACAUAUUUAUGUCGCUGUAGAUAAUUGUUGGGCCCUGAAUAGAUCAUAUGGGUGCAAGGGUUUGACCUUUGACCAAACGGACUUUUGCUGUAAUGGCUUCUGAUUUCAGCACCACUGUAAGCUUCAAUGUGGGUGGCCAAAUAUUUACCACCGUUAGGGAGACAUUGCUAAAGGAGGCAAACUCACGUCUAGCUCUCAUUGCACGAGGAGUUUUGGCUAGCGCCCGAGAUCCGUCGACGGGUGCUUAUGUGCUUGACCGGGACCCAAAAUACUUUCAGCUUGUGCUGAACUGGCUACGGGACGGCUGGUGUUUGCUACCUCGGACAGCUGAGGAGCGUCGGGAGCUCCUUCAGGAAGUACGCUUCUACCAUCUGAGCGCCUUUGAGUCUUGGUUGCGCACCCAAGAGGUUCUUGGGGACGCUGCAGGCGGGCCCGCUCCGGACCUUGUGGCCUAUGAGAGUCCUCGGCCCCGCACCCAGCAACCCGCAGCCCCCCAGCCGCAGCCCUUCACCUCCUUCUCCUACUCCACCCUCACCUCCCCCUCAUCCGCGCCACCCGCCACCGCAUCCGCCUCACCUCACACCAACCUAGGCGCCAUGCCCACCGCCCGCCUCGCCCCCUCCGCCUGGACCUCCUCCGCCACCGCACCCCCCGCCUCCGCCGCACCCGUCACCCUGACUGGCUCCAGCCUGACGGGCAGGACGUCACCCUCGCCCAUGCGCAGCCCGCCGCCGCCGUCACCGACGGCUGCUUAUGGCGGCGCUGGGUUGACCAACGGCUGGAGGCGCAGCAGCGGCGGAGGUGGAGGCGGCAGCACUGGCAGCGGCAUGGGCAUGGGCGGGGCUCCGCCGGGGGAUGCGGUGGCAUCGCUGCGGGAGGCCUUCAUGGCGGCCACAGCGCCGCAGCGGCCGGCAGCGCAUGUGGCGCCGUACAGCCUGGCUGGCACGGCCGACGAGUCCGCCAGCUGGACCAGCAAGUACCUUCGCGGCAACGAGGGGCUGCGCGAGCUGGUCAACACGCUGCUGGAGCUGGCGUUCAUGGCACCGCACAGGUCCCUGAACUGCGGCAAGGCGCACGUGUGCAUCAGUGUGGCGUGCGGCCACCUGCAGGAGGCCAGCCUGGUGGGCAGCAAGCAGGAGCACAUGCGGAGCAAGCUGCUGGAGGUGAAGGUGCGGGGCGCCAUGGGCUGGUCGUUCGACCUCACGCUGCGCCCCAGCAGCGAUGUGGCGCUGUGGGACAAGUACGGAGGGGUGGCGGCGGCGGUGCAGGACAACUGGUUCGUACUGGGUGCCGUGUUGAAGGACCAGUUCGGAGUGGUGCUGGAGGAGGACUCGUCGGCGCGCCCCACCUGCGCUGCCUGCCGCCGCACCUGCCUGGCCAUCACGCUGAACAAGAUCUUCUGAUGAUGAUGAUGAUGAUGAUGGUGGUGGGGCCUGACAUAACAUGAUGAUGAUGAUGAUGGUGGUGGGGCCUGACAUAACAUGAUGAUGAUGAUGAUGGUGGUGGGGCCUGACAUAACAUGAUGAUGAUGAUGGUGGUGGGGCCUGACAUAACAAGGUCGCCAUGCCUGCGAGACAGCGCCUCACGUCGACCCGGCCAAGACCCGCUGGAAAUGUGUAUCGGCAAGUGCCAGACGGCCGACUCAUGGGUUAAGGAAAUGAAAAGCCCACGCUUACUGUUACAUACGGGCUAGGCAGGUGGUCACGGGUUGCUGCUGUGAUCAUCAUUCUUGUACAUAGGACCAUGCCCAUGAGCGUGAUGGCGUACACCGGUAUAGGUAGUUCCUGGGACCGCAACAACUGAC
Molecule: messenger RNA, 9107 nt
Organism: Astrephomene gubernaculifera
Lineage: Eukaryota; Viridiplantae; Chlorophyta; Chlorophyceae; Chlamydomonadales; Astrephomenaceae
Source: the annotation of a GenBank genome assembly